GACUUGACGCCAACUAUCGACCUGCCCAUAUCCAGUCUUCCCGUUCAGCCCAUAACUGAUGUACGCCCCGAAGUACAGCCAAAAAUUCAAGGAAUUCUACAGAAGACUGGAUUCCAUGUCGUUCCUGCUGGGUUUGACGAGUGGCGCAUCUCGUUUUCUAAGGCCGAGAAAGAAAUUCUGGCCACUUCCCCUAACGGUUUUAAAGCAUGUUACAAAGUCUUAAAAGUCUUACGAGAUGACGUGUCUGAGAAGCUGGGAUUGAGGACCUCCUUGCUACCGUCGUACUUAUUUAAGACUGUUCUCUUGUCCCAGUUGUUCACCAAAGGUGUCCAUGCUUGGGAGAAGGAGUUCCGAUCUCAAAUGGUCAUCGAUGUUUUGGAGCUCAUUUUGCAAGCAAUAAAGCAGGAAAAGCUUCCAAGUUUCUUCAUUCCCUCAUCUCUACUUCUAUCCAAGGCACAUGAGAACAGAUUGCGGGAAUGCCUCGUGGAAGACAUGCUGAACGAAGUGAAGGGCUUCAAAAUGGCCAACUCAUUGAUGGACGUUGAAGAGAAAAAACAACAGGUGAAGAUUUUACAACUAAUUGAGCUGUUGGAG
Molecule: messenger RNA, 594 nt
Organism: Pocillopora meandrina
Lineage: Eukaryota; Metazoa; Cnidaria; Anthozoa; Scleractinia; Pocilloporidae
Source: the annotation of a GenBank genome assembly